Molecule: messenger RNA, 1986 nt
Organism: Gambusia affinis (western mosquitofish)
Lineage: Eukaryota; Metazoa; Chordata; Actinopteri; Cyprinodontiformes; Poeciliidae
Product: tubulin alpha-1B chain-like
Exons: 4
Coding region: 92-1447 (451 amino acids)
Biological process (GO): microtubule cytoskeleton organization; mitotic cell cycle
Cellular component (GO): microtubule; cytoplasm
Molecular function (GO): GTP binding; structural constituent of cytoskeleton
Source: RefSeq, a predicted model, not a curated record
GUUUAGGUUACACGAAAAUUCCUAUCGUCCUAACAAGCUACUCCUUUGUAAAUUUCUGUCUGGUCUUCACACGUCCAGAAAAUAAAGUAAAAUGCGCGAGUGUAUUUCCAUCCAUAUUGGUCAGGCUGGAGUCCAGAUUGGCAAUGCCUGCUGGGAGCUGUAUUGUCUGGAACACGGCAUCCAGCCGGAUGGUCUGAUGCCGAGUGAUAAGACCGCAGGAAGAGGAGACGACUCCUUCAAUACCUUCUUCAGUGAGACCGGUUCUGGAAAGCAUGUCCCCCGGGCUGUGUAUGUGGACCUGGAGCCCACUGUCAUUGAUGAGGUGCGCACUGGCACCUACCACCAGCUAUUCCACCCUGAGCAGCUGAUCAGUGGUAAGGAGGACGCUGCCAACAAUUACGCUCGUGGGCACUACACCAUCGGAAAGGAGAUCAUCGAUCCUGUUUUGGAUAGGGUUCGCAAACUGGCUGACCAGUGUAAUGGUCUUCAGGGCUUCCUGGUUUUCCACAGCUUCGGUGGAGGCACUGGUUCUGGUUUCACCUCCCUACUGAUGGAGCGCCUGUCUGUCGACUACGGCAAGAAAUCCAAGCUGGAGUUCUCUGUCUACCCGGCUCCGCAGGUGUCCACAGCCGUGGUGGAGCCUUACAACUCCAUCCUGACCACCCACACCACCCUGGAGCACUCGGACUGCGCCUUCAUGGUGGACAACGAGGCCAUCUAUGACAUCUGCUGUCGGAACCUGGACAUCGAGCGCCCCACCUACACCAACCUGAACAGACUGAUGAGUCAGAUCGUGUCCUCCAUCACGGCUUCUCUUCGAUUCGACGGCGCGCUCAACGUGGAUCUGACCGAGUUCCAGACCAACUUGGUGCCUUAUCCACGUAUCCACUUCCCUCUGGUCACCUAUGCCCCUGUCAUCUCUGCCGAGAAGGCUUACCAUGAGCAGCUGACCGUAGCUGAAAUCACCAACGCUUGCUUUGAGCCAGCCAAUCAGAUGGUGAAAUGUGACCCUCGCCACGGCAAGUACAUGGCCUGCUGCCUUUUGUACCGUGGAGAUGUGGUGCCCAAAGAUGUCAACGCUGCCAUUGCCAACAUCAAAACCAAGCGCACCAUCCAGUUUGUGGACUGGUGCCCCACUGGUUUCAAGGUGGGCAUCAACUACCAGCCUCCCACUGUGGUUCCUGGUGGAGACAUGGCCAAGGUCCAGAGGGCUGUGUGCAUGUUGAGCAACACCACGGCCAUUGCAGAGGCCUGGGCUCGGCUCGACCACAAGUUUGAUCUGAUGUACGCCAAGCGAGCCUUCGUUCAUUGGUAUGUGGGUGAGGGCAUGGAGGAGGGAGAGUUCUCCGAGGCCAGGGAGGACAUGGCUGCCCUGGAGAAGGAUUAUGAAGAGGUCGGUACCGAUUCUAUUGAAGGGGAGGGUGAGGAAGAAGGAGGAGAAUAUUGAAAUGGCCACCUUAAACAAGUUCUGUGAUUUUAAGUCUUUCUUAGUCUGUUCUGAUGUUUUUUCACUUCCUGUUUUACGCUAAAACAUGCAAGUGAAAGCUUUAGGAUUCAUGUCCGUUCUGUUUUUCCUCUUGUCCUUCAAGGACAUUGAGAUGUUUACUGCUCUUUAAAGAACACAAUCGAUUUUUUGGGGUGAUGUUUAAGAUUGUAAUAUACUUACCUCUGUUUGUUUUAACUUUGCAUUCCAUUUCUAAGAAGAAACCCAUUGUAUAUUUGUUGUUUUAUCAAUAUAUGUCUUUAAAAGAACAGGAAAAGACCGUAAGUCUUCAGUAGUCGUGUCAAUUUUGUGUCUUGCCUUAUAAAAUUAGAUUUAACGUGUGAAUGUGUAGAAAAACCAAUUUCUGUUCUGUAAAAUGUUUGAAUAGUUGUCCUUUGCCUGAAAACCAGGCCCUGCUUUAAUUCUCUGCAGAACAUGCAGUGUUUGUGUGAUGAAUUGGAAAUGUUUUGUAUAUUUUGUUCAACAAUAAAAACUAAAAAGUA